Lingula anatina is the source of this 7582-nucleotide messenger RNA. Its product is annotated as signal-induced proliferation-associated 1-like protein 2. The record is from RefSeq and is a predicted model, not a curated record. Lineage: Eukaryota; Metazoa; Brachiopoda; Lingulata; Lingulida; Lingulidae. Gene Ontology annotation, biological process: regulation of small GTPase mediated signal transduction. Gene Ontology annotation, cellular component: cytoplasm. Gene Ontology annotation, molecular function: protein binding; GTPase activator activity.
UGUGGCUUUUGUGCCUGCUGUGAACGGUCUGCAUUGCACGGAGGCUGAUUUGGACUCAACGUUAUAUUCGCCUUUUGUGCGUGCUCGAUUUCUGUGGCGAGAGCUCCUCAGUAGACUGGGCAAGGCUUCAAUAAGGUGAGAGUUGAGUACACAGCAGAGGAGCAAAAGGGGAGCUAGGCCAGCAACAGUCCUGUGUGCUCUCCCCCCUCCAGUACAAUAACACAACAAAGGCGUUCCAUUCAAAUGCGGGACUGUUAACUUGUGUGCGUCUGGAGGAUCACUGUCUCCUCAGUCACACGGCACAGAGCAGAGGUGACACCAAUGCAAAUACUGCACCAGACUGUUUCCUAAAAUGAAGAAGAGGAUUGGCUUGCCUGCUUUCUUGGUUAUGCUCUAAUUGGAGAACAUGCUACAUACAUGGACUACUAGUACAUGAGUUUAGAAGGAUACCUUUGGUUCAGACAGAAAAAAGGGAAAAAAAUGUAGAAAAAGAGAAGGUUGGAAAGAUGGAUGGAUUUUUAUUCUGCCAUUUGUUGUUAUACAGAUUUUAAUUCAAGAAGGUAGCAACAGCUGAGAAGCCCUUUUAGUGAAUAUUAAAAAAGGAAAAAAAAACAACUCUUGUACAAUCGUGUUACUUGAUUUUAACCAUGGCCACUGAAAGCCAAUUUUCACGAAAUACUUCUGAACGAAGUAGUCAGCAUAUCCUGGGCUCUAACAAACGCCCAGACCCAGUGUUGGAUUCGAUAAGACAGAGAGCUUACCAGGGGGGAGGGGGUGGUAUUGUGGGAGGGGUAGACUUCUACCCUCGCUCAGUGGGAUCCCACAACACCUCUGGCGAAAGCAGUGCCAGCUCCACAGGUGAGAACCCCAUACAUUCAUAUAACAGGAUGAAUGGUACAGCUCAUGAUGAUAGGCAUCACAUCCAAGACUCUUAUAACACUGGCCCAGACACAUUCCAGAGAGCUAAGGCAAUAAGACCUGGGGUGUUGGACCAUAGAAAUUCAUACAAUGAAAAAAUCCUGGCUAGUUAUCAUGGCCAAGGAUUGUCGUUUCCUGGCCAGGUGAAUGUAGGGGUAACCAGGCAGAAGCCUCUCCUUCAGCAGCAUCACCAGGAACACAGCAGUCCUCACCGUAUUAGCUAUCAUAGUGUGUCUGGGAAUUCCUCUCUCAGUGGUACUUUAUAUAGAAGUAACAGCAGCCUGGAUAUAGACCAGGUAGAUUAUUCAGACCACCAUCGCACAGGAGGGCACCAUCAGAGUGCACUGAGAAGGAAUUAUGGGAGUGCAAAUUCUCUAGACAUUGUUGAUGCAGGGAAUGAGAGCUUCUUUGAAAUGUUGAGUUCUUUUAGGCCUGAAAAUUUUGAUCAGAGGGCACCUGCACCUCCACAGAUUCAUGAGGUGCUAAGGGGUAAGUUGGAUUUGACUACUCCCACUAAACAAUUGUCUCAACAGCAACAACAGCAACAGCACCCUGGGGGAGCAUCUUCCUCUAAGGUGGCUAAUGGUUCAGUCCCAGUGGAUCAGAAAUCCCCAGAGAGGGCACAGAGUCCUACAGGGAAACUCCCUGCAGCCAGAAGUGUCACCAAAGAGAGAAAGCCAAGGGCAAAGUCUGUGUCAGGAGACGGAGCGGGACUAUUUAGAAAGUUAAGAGGUACAAAAACCGAUGUCGCCGAAACUGUAAGCAAGACUUCAGACUCUUCAUCAGAGCUUGAGUAUAGUACAGAGGAAUACUUACGACGCAAAGCCUUGACGCAUUAUGACUGUCAGAGCGUUGGAGUUAAUUUCGUUGAAGUGGUAAGGAGGAGGAAUUCAAUACGCAAAAGACGCAAUACGACAACUGGGGCAUCUGCUGCCUCUGCUCAGCGCCAGAACAAGGAGAAAGAAAAUGGUGGCGAUAAAUCUGAAGAAUCAGACAAUGAUGAUUCUGAUGAUGGGGAUGGACGGAGCAAUGAACUGGUGCUUAGCUGCUCCUUCUUUCGCAAUGAAUUAGGUGGGGAGGAAGAGCGCAUGAUAAGCUUGACGCAGAGCACGGCACAAAGACGCGUCCAGCAGCUGCUAGGCAAUCGCAAUGUUAACUCCCAUAUGAUGAUGCGUCCCCCAGCCUGUAGUGGGAUGGCCAUUUUGGAUGUUUCUAAGUUACCUGAUGGUGAAACUGAACCAUCAAUCAUGGCACACCGAGGAUAUAUAAUCGAACAUUUAGACCAUGGUGCUUUCUAUUAUAGAAACUUCUUCUAUAACCAAGAACAUCAGAACUACUUUGGGGUGGAUGAGAAUCUAGGUCCUGUGGCCCUCAGUAUUAAACGUGAGCGAGCUGAUCAUAGAGAGAGCAAGGGUGAGGGAGGACAGCCCUACCAGUACAGGGUGAUAGCAAGAACCAGUGAGUUAACUACACUAAGGAUAACAAUCUUGGAGGAUGCCAUUCCGUCAUCCUCACGUCUUAGCAGUUCUCGUGGUCUGCCCAUCAAGGAGGUGCUGGAAUAUGUGUGCCCCGAGAUUCAGCUGUCUUGUCUACGCCAGGCUGUGCCCGGGAACAAGGCUGCUGAGCAGCUCAUGAAGCUGGAUGAACAGGGGAUCACAAAAACUUACAAAAUUGGUGUUAUGUAUUGCAAAGCAGGUCAGUCUACAGAAGAAGAGCUCUACAAUAAUGAAUACGCAGGACCAGCUUUUGAUGAAUUCUUAGACUGCAUUGGACAGAGAGUGCGCUUAAAAGGAUUUGAGAAAUACAGGGCUGGUUUGGAUAACAAAACUGAUUCCACUGGCACCCAUUCUUUGUAUGCCACCUAUGCCAACAAUGAAGUGAUGUUUCAUGUGUCCACCUUUCUGCCAUACACACCAAAUAACAGACAGCAGUUGCUGAGGAAGCGCCACAUUGGCAACGACAUAGUCACCAUAGUGUUUCAGGAACCAGGUGCCCUCCCCUUUACUCCCAAGACAGUCCGCUCCCACUUCCAACAUGUCUUCAUACUGGUGCAGGUGUACAAUCCUAACACUGAUCAUGUCAGAUACAGUGUGGCUGUGUCAAGGUCCAAAGAUGUGCCUCCAUUUGGGCCAGCCAUUCCAGAGGGUGCUAUCUUUUCUAAAUCACAGGAGUUUGCUGACUUCCUGCUUGCCAAAGUUAUAAAUGCAGAAAAUGCUGCACACAAAUCAGAAAAAUUUGUUGCCAUGGCAACUCGGACACGACAAGAGUAUCUGAAAGACUUAGCAACCAAUUACAUCAGUACAACAGCCUUAGAGUCCAGUUCCAAACUAAGCAAGUUUGGUUUGGGCAGUGGAAGGAAGAAAGAACGUGCCAAGCAGAAAGUGGUGCCAGAUAUUUAUGCUAAGGGAGGAGUGGUAUGGAGUGUACAGGUUGAAGACUUCAGCCAGAACUCCAACAUCAACUGUUUCCUGGCCAUAGCUCCAGAUAGUGUGGUGGUUAUAGAGGAAGAGAGCAAGGAUGUCGUGUUCACCAUCCCUAGUAAGUCAGUCAUUGGCUGGACCACAGGGACUGACAGUAUAAGAAUCUACUAUGACCAUGGGGAAUGUGUCCUUGUCAAGCCCCACGCUGGCUGUGACAUCACAGAGGAACUCCAGGAAAUCAUCAGCAGACUGCAAGUGGUCACUCAGGGAAUUGAGACAGUGGAAAUGACAUUACGGCGUAAUGGCUUGGGCCAGCUAGGCUUUCAUGUCCAUUAUGAAGGGAUAGUAUCUGAUGUAGAACCAUACGGAUUUGCCUGGCAAGCUGGUUUGAGACAAGGCAGCCGAUUGGUUGAGAUCUGCAAAGUUGCCACAGCAACACUAUCGCAUGAACAUAUGGUAGAUCUGUUACGUACCUCGGUGACUGUCAAAGUGGUUGUUAUCCCACCAUUUGAGGAUGGAACUCCAAGAAGAAUACCUGAGGACCCUUACUCCAGUCAGUCCUCUCUGAGCUCCCAGCACACUGUCUACUCUGUUGAGCAUGCUUAUGUAGAUGACUCCCUGCCGCCUUCUGUGCGCAGCUCUAUGCGUAGUCUGCCUGGCAGCGGGGUUUACAAUCCAAGGUCUGAGUCCAAACUGUCCAACUCUACCAGCCACAGUGGGAGCAACACAAACACCCUGUCUUCUACAGCUAGUUACGGAUCUAAAGGCAGAGGAUCUAGUGUGGACACUACCCUUCACCAGAUGCCUGAACCACAGGUGAAAAAUUGGUCCAGCAAGAGCUCAUCUCAGCACUCUGGGAGAGACCAAGGUUUAUCACAGAAGACAGGAGACCAUGAAGACUGGUAUAGGGAGACUGGUUCCACAGGUCUACAGGGCCAUCACAAUAAUAAUUACCUGAGUUCAGCUGAGCAGGGCUACAAGGUCCUGACUGCCUCAACCCCAGGGACUGGGUUUACCUCCGACCACAUGCAUCAGAGUAGCUCCACCACCACUCCUGUUCCCUCACAAGAUGGCCAUGGUGGCAGCAGCAGUGGCAAGCCCAGUCCUGGCACUGGCUCUAACCAAAACCGCUCCCCAGGCCAAUCUGGGAGUGACCACCGCCGCAUGCUGGCAGCGAUCAGUGGCUCUAAUCCCUCCAUCAGCAGUUCUAAUCUCAGUCAGAUCAGUGAUGUGUCUUCUUUGUCCAGCAACUCAUCCCACGCAGGCAGUCGGUCACGCCCACAGCACGGCUCAACUAUGGAACUAGCCCCGAGGGAUCAUGGGAAAGAUGAUCGUCGUCAAACUACCCCAGUGAUAGGUGGCGCUAAGUCAGCAUUCCGUCGCCCAUAUCUAGACAUGUCUCCCAUGAGCAGCAACAGCAGUAGUCCCAAGUCUAACAGAAAUGCUCAAGUGCCAGAUGAUUCCUUCUCAGCACGUUUAAGACCAGGAGUGUCUGCACUGCCACCUAAGGGACUGCCUCCAAAGCCAACCAGCCAAUCAACAAUGUCAUUCCAAGAGGAACUUAUGAGGCUCAUAGACCCUGAUGUAUCAGAUGCAGAGAUUCGUCAAAACAAGGGCACAAAUCCUCAGGCUCAGUUUUCAGCCAAGCGCGGAGCCAGGUUACAGCGCACACUGUCGGAUGAGAGUUUGGCAGGUGGGGGACCCCCAGUACGUGGCAAGUCUCUACUUCCUAUGGACAUGCAGCUCGGCAGCGAUGUGAUCUUCACCACUGCUGUACCAGCUCAGGUGAUAUCUACCAGGAGGGAGGAACUCUCCAAGGAACAAAGGUUGUCUCCACGUGCGACCACCAGCUUUCACAAACGAGAUGGCCAUUCCAGUAACAGCCCCAUCCUCCCUCUGCCAGAUGCUGCGUCAGGAUUGGACUGGAACAACCUAGUAGAUGCAGCCAAUAAGGCUUUUGAAACACUGGAUGUCAAUAAUGACAAGUCAGACAGUGGUGUAGCACUCAGUGAUUCAGCAGAGAUGCCUGAUGACCACGGAGGAGGAGGAGAUGCAGGGAGAUUGGGAGACAGAGGGCGCUAUACAUCUCAUGACCGGCACCUGCCAAGACAAGCUAACCCAAGCACUCCUUGGCGCCCAGUACCUCCUGCCUCGGCACAGAGGGUACAGGAGCUAGAGGCCAGAUGUGUGCAGUUGCAGCAAGAGUUAGACAAGGAAAGAAGAGCAAAACGGGGGUUGGAAAGUGAAAUUGAACACCUGAAACAAGAAAAUCUACUCCUCCUGAGAGCCCUGUAUAACAACGACAGGCGUGGCCAAAUGCAACUCUGUCGCUUUGGACUCAGAGGUUCAAACCACCACUUUUGAGAGACAGCUCACUGACACUCACUAACAUUUCUUCACUAGGAAACUCAGGGGGGGUUACUACAAGUAUUCUUCUCCUCCCCCCCUGGGUUAUCAUUUACUCUGUAUAUUUGACUUUUCUCAUCUCUUACGCAGGAGAGACAAGAUAAAGACGCUCUGCAGAUGGAGGUCCAGCAGCUGCGACAAGACAAUUUACGCCUUCAGGAAGAAUCUCAAACUGCAGCUGCACAGCUACGGAAAUUCACAGAAUGGUUCUUUAAUACCAUUGACAGACAGUAACGGAGAGAGAGCGCCAUAUCACAGUUUUCUACCACUACCUAUUAUGACAACAUGUGUGACUUCAAUUUUUUUUUAAAUUAAAUAGAUAUAGAUGGUAUGAAUAUUUAUAAAGAAUCCAGCAAAGCGGCAAGUGAUGGAGUAGUUUAGAGGACAGCAUAUUUCUGACUCAAAAAACAAUCAAAAUUAACUUAAAAAAAAAAAAAAAACUAUGACUGAUUUGACUAACUUUGCUUAGCCAUCAAUUAAAAUGGUAGUUGCCAGUAUACAAGAAGGUGCCAGACAUUGUCAUUGCAACAUACAUGACAGUGAACACAAUUUGUGCAUUUUUGUUGAGACAUCAAGAUUAUGACUAUUUUUGUGUGAAAUGAUGAGUUUCAUUACAGGAGUUUAUUGCUUAUUAAUUAAAUGUUUGAUUAAUGUUUUGAGUUUCAUUGGUUUUGUGCAAGCUUAUUGUUAUCAUUUUAAAAUGUCUCAUUUUAAGACAUCAGUACAUAAUUUUUAGACACUGUACACUUGCUAGAACUGAGGAUAUCAUGUUGUAGAUUUAUUGAAGAAUCGCGUUCAAUAGUACACCCAGAAUCUCAAGUGGUACUCAGCAUCAUAUCAUCUUUUUCAUUGUGUAUAUAUAUUUUUUCAUAUCAGUCAUUGUCUGUGAGGUAUUCUGUCAAUCUUUAUUCACAAUAUUUAAGAAAUCUGAAAUCUUUAAGAAGUCAGUGGAAUCUUGGUAGAUAUCAAAGGGUAAUGUUGUGUUUUUAUUUUUAAUUUUUUUUGACAUUGGGAAUGGGGUAUAAACAGAUAUUUUCUUUUUUAAUGUCAGUCAGUGGUUUAAGCAUCUUACUUGAAUAUAUACUGUGUACCAAAAUAAAUUACAGUUGAUGGCAUUUCAUAUUUCAAAGCGUUAUAUAACAUGGUCUAUUCAUUCAAAAAAACUGACACUGCAACUUUUUUGAAAACUUUGAAACAUGAAGAAUAUUAUAUUUAUUCAUCCAUGUAGAUUCUGAAAGUGCUACAUGUAUUUCUUAUAGGGGUGCAUUAUAUAUUUGUGAAAUAUUGCAUUCAACAAGCAUUCAAAUGAAUCUUCACCAUGCUCAUUUGCCACCAAAUCUGUACCAAAUUGUUUAAGAAACUCUCUUGUUUCAGUGGUUUAGAAUUGAUUUUCUUAACAUGUGUACCUAGAGGGCCAUGAUACCUGUGCUGCAUGACUGACUGAUUUCAGAUGUGAUAGUUGGUGUGUUUACCACCUUUGUAUUAUACUGUCAUAUCCCAACUUUCAGGGUAAAUAUGAUAGGAGUUUGGAUUGCAUAUUUAACAAGUAAAAAAAUUGAAAUUAAAACUGAUAUGUGACGCUAGAUACCUCUAAUGGCAGUAGAGUCAUUUAAUGUAAGGCAGAAGCAGAAAUAACAGUUGUAUGUGAAUGCAUGUAUCUUAAUGGCAUUAGGAUGGAGUUCCUUUUUUGUAUCAAAUAAGGAAGUUGUUUGACUGAUAAGCAUAAAAUGGUUUGCAUAUGCCAUGUUUGAACCAGUUUUUUCUUAUUUCUAGAAAAAGGUUCGAAAUUUGAUAUCAUACAUUUAUUAAAGUUAAGAUAAGUUAUUAAAUAUAGAAAA